CAGUAACCGAGUAAACCGAAUUCCAUCAUAUAGUUCUGGAAUGAAAUUUCAGUUUUGUAGAAUACCGCAAUGAGAGAGAAAGAGAGAAUGAAGACCCACUGCUGGGUUCAAGCUUCCGCCUCAGAUUUCACCGGGAAAGUCCCGCAGCCUCGAAGUGGGCACACAGCUGUGAAUAUUGGGAAAUCGAAGAUUGUGUUUUUCGGUGGUCUGGAGGAUAAGAAGUUUCUCAAUGACGUCAAUGUUUAUGACAUAGACAACAAUAUGUGGUUUAAACCAGAGUGCACAGGCUAUGGUUCAGAUGGUAAUGUGGGUCCAAGCGCACGUGCAUUUCAUAUUGCCGUUGCUAUUGAUUGUCACAUGUUCAUCUUUGGUGGAAGAUCUGGUGGUAAUAGGUUAGGUGAUUUCUGGGUUCUAGAUACCGAUAUAUGGCAAUGGUCUGAACUCACCAGUUUCGGAGACUUGCCAUCAUCAAGGGAUUUUGCAGCUGCUUCAGCUGUUGGAAACCGUAAAAUUGUUAUGUAUGGUGGUUGGGAUGGCAAAAAGUGGCUGUCUGAUGUCUACAUCCUAGACACAAUUUCACUCGAGUGGACAGAGUUGUCAGUUACAGGGACAAUACCUCCACCCAGAUGUGGCCAUUCUGUCACAAUGAUUGAGAAGAGGUUGCUCAUCUAUGGCGGUAGAGGUGGUGGAGGGCCAAUCAUGGGUGAUCUAUGGGCUUUAAAAGGACUUAUUGAAGAAGAGAAUGAGCCCCCUGGAUGGACCCAGUUAAAGCUUCCUGGGCAAGCUCCUUCACCUCGUUGUGGACACACAAUGGCUUCUGAAGGGCCCUAUCUUUUAUUAUUUGGAGGGCAUGGCACUGGUGGUUGGUUGAGCCGUUAUGACAUUUAUUACAAUGAUUGUAUUGUUUUGGACCGGGUAUCUGUACAGUGGAAACGAUUACCCACAAGCAAUGAUCCACCUGCGGCUCGAGCAUACCACUCCAUGAACUCUAUUGGUUCUCGGUAUCUGUUGUUUGGUGGCUUCGAUGGAAAAUCAACUUUUGGUGAUCUCUGGUGGCUUGUCCCUGAAGAUGAUCCUAUUGCAAAGAGAUCAGCAGCACCAUCACCUGAAGUUGGGCCACAUGCAAAUGCUACUGCAGACAGGGAAAGGAAGGAUGGCCAAAGUGAAAGAUUUGCAAUUUCAGAGUUACAAAAACGAUUACAAAUUUCAACUCUACGUUCCAAUCCUGAGCGAAUUGUGGAUGAAAUGGAUGACAAGGAACUUCUCCAGCUGGCAUCAAGAGUUGGUGGAGAAAAUUCUGUAACCAAGAUGCAGGCUGUAGAGGCCCUUCGAGACCACUGGAAGAACUCCUCUUCUCAAUCUAUAACACUGAAGGAGCUUAGCCCAUUAGUUCGUGACUACCAACGUUUGAUCACCCAUCAUCAUAUAGGAAAAAUUGGAUCUAAUUUAGAGCUUGCGGAAUCUGGUUUUCCUGGAAAAUUUUCCUUCCGCUACUAUCAUGUCAAAAGUGCUUCUCAGUUGCGAUUGAACGACAUCCCAAAUCUAUUGGCCGAGUACAAAGAGCUUCUCUCUCAUACAAAUAUCGGGUAAGUGUUACAGCAUUUGAAGCCCUUAAUUGUACGUGUCCCAUGUAAUACAUACCCAUACAUAUAUGGAUGUAUAGAAGCCGGGAAUGAAUAUUUAAGAGGUCAUAAUUCAAACUUAGCGGCUUGCUAUCCAUCCACCGGUAGUCUUCCAACUUUUCCACACAAUCUUUAUUGCUUAGAAUGUGUCUCAGAGCAUCGGCAAGUUUUCUUCUUACUUCGGGUGCAUAUUUAUACUCUAGUCUUGUUUCAAGCUUAUUGUAUCCAACCGAGAUGCUGUUAUGAAAGCUUUUAUCCAUUUGAACGGCA
Messenger RNA from Andrographis paniculata, 1892 nucleotides. RefSeq names its product protein GLUTELIN PRECURSOR ACCUMULATION 3. The transcript is spliced from 16 exons. The record is from RefSeq and is a predicted model, not a curated record. Gene Ontology annotation, molecular function: protein binding. Lineage: Eukaryota; Viridiplantae; Streptophyta; Magnoliopsida; Lamiales; Acanthaceae. The coding region runs from base 70 to 1590 and encodes 506 amino acids.